GAACACUUGAAAUUCAUCAACAAAUAUGUACAGACAGAAAUUCUUUUUAGUUGCGAAAAAGUCACCACGAAGAUGAAGUGGGAACGUCCUGAAAAUAUUGCUUUUCCCCAAGUUUGGGGGCGAUUUAGUGCAAAAGAUCCUGAAUCGGGAGGAAUUGCUAAUUAUAGAAUUGAAGAUCUCACGGAGGAUCGCUACGAUGAAGCUGUGAAUCUAUUGGUUGAAUACCUUUUACCUGAAGAACCAAUGAAUUGUUCCUUAGGUAUAAUGAAUGAUAAGGAAUAUCUGGCUAAAAUGCGAAAUAUGUGGAAUGAAAUUGUGAAUAAAAAACUAGGAAUCGUGUGCUACAAGGAUAAUUCAAAUGAAAUCUGUGGGCUCAACUUGUUGGAGAUAUUUUUCCAAGCUGAAGAUGGAAUUCAACAAAAUCAACUGGAGAAUAAAAGGAAAAUCGCCGUUGUUUUUGAAAUUCUCAAGAAGAAGGCUGAUGUUUACAACCGCUACAAAGUGGAUAAAUAUGUAUUCGGGAGAGGUCUUGUAACUCUGCCUAAGUAUCGAGGAUGUGGAAUAGCAACUGAGCUUCUGAAAGCACGCAUCCCAUUGAUGAAGGCCCUGGGACUGACCCUCACUGGCACUGUAUUUUCUGCUCCUGGAUCUCAAGGGGCGGCUAGAAAAGCUGGCUACACUGAAGACGUAGUUAUGACAUAUGAGUCACUGACAAAGGAAGAACCUUUCAUUGAAUUUCCUAAUAUAACAUGGCCCGUUGUAAAAUUUAUGUGUUAUCAUUUGAAAUAAAAUAAAAGACUGAAGAAGAGGUAAAAUGAAA
Molecule: messenger RNA, 820 nt
Organism: Lutzomyia longipalpis
Lineage: Eukaryota; Metazoa; Arthropoda; Insecta; Diptera; Psychodidae
Exons: 2
Coding region: 73-789 (238 amino acids)
Molecular function (GO): N-acetyltransferase activity
Source: RefSeq, a predicted model, not a curated record